This is a messenger RNA of Triticum urartu, 2330 nucleotides long. Its product is annotated as amino-acid permease BAT1 homolog. Gene Ontology annotation, biological process: transmembrane transport; gamma-aminobutyric acid transport. Gene Ontology annotation, molecular function: L-glutamate transmembrane transporter activity; L-alanine transmembrane transporter activity; L-lysine transmembrane transporter activity. The record is from RefSeq and is a predicted model, not a curated record. Gene Ontology annotation, cellular component: membrane. NCBI's taxonomy places the organism in Eukaryota, Viridiplantae, Streptophyta, Magnoliopsida, Poales, Poaceae.
AGUCUGCAGUAGUUCUUUUCAGUUUCCAGAGAUGGUCAUUCUGCAGCAAAAGCGUUAUCUUGAGCCGAGUGCUCUUCACUCUGUUUUUCGUUGCAAUAUUCAGUCUCCAGGCAGGUUUCCACACGUUUGCCUUUGAUCUCCAUGGCCUGCAAUCUCUGGGGAAUCCAGCACGAGAAUGAAUGUGAGACGACGCCGUGGCAAAUAAACCGGGGAAUUUCUCAAGAACAGAGAGCGGAGCGCGGCCUGAUUUUCUGAACUUCGCAAGAGCCAACAGAACACAGGCGGAAUAAUCGCCUUCCGACCUCGCCGCCGUCAACCUCACGGCCGCGGACUCGCCGGCGCUGUCCCCGACGUCGAACGUUGAACGCCACCGUCACCGGGACGAACGCCACCGCCGUCGAGCGCACCCGCCUUUUGCUAUCUUGUCCGUCCGACCCACUCCCUAUCAAUCAUCAUGUCAGAAAUACAGUCAAAUUGUCUGCAUCCAACGCCGAUUGUUUACCCUUGCGCAGCUGCGCUACGCGGCAAUCGCAAACAUAAUAAACUACUUCCCCUUCGUCGACAAUGUCGCAUGCCCGCAUGGUCCAACGACGGGUUCUUGUCGACUCCGGCAUCCUACACCAAUAACCAUCUGUGAAAAGCUCCACGGUAAACAACAGACGACACAAGGACACAGAGGAGGUGGGUACAGACGUACAGUCGAUGGCCGCGCAGCGCUCCGGCGCGGCGGGCGUGGCCGCCGGCGACGACGCGGACCGAGCCCGGCUGCGCCAGCUCGGCUACAAGCAGGAGCUCAAGCGCGGGCUCGGCGUGGUCUCCAACUUCGCCUUCUCCUUUUCCAUCAUCUGCGUGAUGGCCGGCGUCACCACCACGUACAACGCUGGGCUGAGGUACGGCGGACCGGCGUCCAUGACCCUCGGCUGGCUGGUCGUGGCCUUCUUCAACGGCUGCGUCGCGCUGUCCAUGGCCGAGAUCUGCUCGGCGUACCCGACCUCCGGCGGGCUCUACUACUGGAGCGCCAAGCUCGCCGGCGACAAGUGGGCGCCUCUUGCUUCCUGGAUCACCGGCUGGUUCAACCUUGUGGGCCAGUGGGCUCUCACCACGAGCACGGACUUCUCAUUGGCGCAGCUCGUCCAAGUGAUCAUCUUGCUUGGCACCGGUGGAGCCAACGGCGGUGGCUACAUGGCCUCCAAGUACGUUGUUUUGGCCAUCCACGGCUCCCUCCUCAUCCUGCACGGGCUCAUCAAUAGCCUCCCCAUCCGGUGGUUGUCCUGGUUCGGCCACCUCGGUGCAUUUUGGAACACUGCAGGUGCCUUUGUCCUGGUGAUCAUGAUUCCGGUUGUUGCCAAGGAAAGAGCGAGUGUUGAGUUCAUCUUUACACAUUUCAACACGGACAAUGACAUGGGGAUCCAUGACAAGGCCUACAUUCUAGCUGUGGGGCUUCUAACGAGCCAAUACUCAUUGCUUGGUUAUGAUGCAUCGGCUCACAUGAUUGAGGAAACGAAGAACGCAGAUUGGAGUGGACCGAUCGGGAUCAUCACGUCUGUUGCUCUCUCGACCGUGUUUGGUUGGAUCUUCCUUGUGGCUCUAACAUCCAUCGUGACGAACAUACCAUACCUACUAGACCCCCGCAAUGAUGCUGCCGGGUAUGCCGCUGCGCAAGCGCUUUACACUGCCUUCCACCAAAGGUAUGGCAGUGGGGUCGGAGGGCUCGUCUGCAUAGGCAUCGUCGCAUUCGGCAUCUUCCUCGCGGGUGUUGCAUGUGUCACCAGUAAUUCAAGGAUGGGCUAUGCCUUCUCGAGGGACAAGGCGAUGCCGUUCUCGCACGUGUGGCACCGGGUGAGCAGGAACGAGGUGCCUCUCAAUGUUGUGUGGCUCUGUGUGGUUGUCGCCUUCAUAAUGGCUCUCACGUCUCUCGGAAGCCAGGUGGCAUUCCAAGCAAUGGUGUCGAUUGCGACACUAGGGCAGUACAUCUCCUACGUGCUACCCAUCUUCUUCCGUGUGACGACGGCCCGGAGGUCAUUCAGCCCAGGGCCAUUCCACCUAGGGAGGUACAGUAUUGUCAUCGGCUGGGCAGCAGUCCUCUGGGUGGCCUUGCUCACCGUGCUCUUCUCAUUGCCUGUGGCGUACCCAAUCGCCAAGGACAACUUCAACUACACGCCGGUGGCCGUCGGUGGUGUGCUGCUGCUCAGUGUCGGCUCAUGGGUGUUCCAUGCCCGGUUCUGGUUCAAAGGACCCAUCGUAAAUGUUGACAUGUAGAAUUUUGUGCCUUGUAAACUUUAGUUUAUUUGGUAUGUGGUGGAUGAGUUUACACAUGGAGCUGCAUUACC